CAGCGGGAGCGGCGGCGGCGGCGGCGGCGGCGGCCGCCGGCGGCGGGAGGCGGAGGAGGAUGAGGCUGCGGAUCUACAAGCGCAAGGUGCUGCUGCUGGCGCUGGCGCUGGCGGCCUGCGCGCUGGUGCUGUGGAGCGGCGGGCGGCGGAGGCAGCAGCGGGGCGGCACCGGGGAACCGCCGCGGGCGAGCGAGCCGCCGCCGCCUCCUCCUCCGCCGCCGCCGCGCCGCCCCGCCGCCAACGCCUCGGCCUCGGCCGCCGCCGUCCCCCAGCUCGUGCCGCUGCCCGCCGAGAACGGGACGCGGAGCUACCGCUCGCUCGUCUACCGGCUCAACUUCGACCAGCCGCUGAGCAACGCGGGGCGCUUCCCGGCCCGGGCCCCCGGUGGCGGUGCCGGUGCCGCCGACGUGGUGCUGGUGGUGCAGGUGCACGAUCGCGCCGAGCACCUGCGGCUGCUGCUCGAGUCGCUGCGGCGGGCGGCGGGCGUGGAGAACGUGCUGCUGGUGCUGAGCCACGACCUGUGGGCCGAGGAGCUGAACCGGCUGGCGGCCGGCGUGGACUUCUGCCCGGUGCUGCAGGUCUUCUUCCCCUUCAGCAUCCAGCUCUACCCCCGCGAGUUCCCCGGGCACGACCCCCGCGACUGCCCCCGCGACGUGGGCAAGGCGGCGGCCCUGCGGCUGGGCUGCAUCAACGCCGAGUACCCCGACUCCUUCGGGCACUACCGCGAGGCCCGCUUCUCGCAGACCAAGCACCACUGGUGGUGGAAGCUGCACUUCGUCUGGGAGCGGGUGCGGGCGCUGCGCGAGCACGCCGGGCCCGUCGUCUUCCUGGAGGAGGACCACUACCUGGCGCCCGACUUCUACCACGUCCUCAAAAAGCUGUGGGCGCUGCGCGAGCACGAGUGCCCCGAGUGCCAGAUCGUCUCGCUGGGCACCUACAGCCCCGUGCGCGGCGGCUUCGCCGGCCGCGCCGACAAGGUGGAGAUGAAGACGUGGAAGUCCACCGAGCACAACAUGGGCAUGGCCUUCGGCAGAGACACCUACCAGAAGCUCAUCGAGUGCACGGACGCCUUCUGCACCUACGAUGACUACAACUGGGACUGGACUCUGCAGCACUUGACUGUCUCCUGUCUUCCAAAGUUCUGGAAAGUGCUGGUCCCCGAAAUCCCCAGGAUUUUCCACACGGGGGACUGUGGCAUGCACCACAAGAAAUCCUGCAGACCGUCCACCCAGAGUGCCAAAAUCGACUCUCUCUUGAACAGCAACCGACAGUACCUGUUCCCCGAAGCCAUGAGUAUCAGUAAAAGGUACUCCAUGGCACCCCUGUCCCCCCACGUGAAAAAUGGAGGCUGGGGGGACAUUCGGGACCACGAACUCUGUAAGAGUUACCGCAGACUUCAGUGAGGAUCGCGCUCGCAGCCUUUUUCUUUCUGAAUUGCUCCAUACUGUCUUUUACAGGCACACACAUGUAUAAAAGCAUUUAUGGGUUGGUUUCUGCUUUAAUAUGAAUAAACGUUCUUGUAAAAGGCG
Cygnus atratus (black swan) is the source of this 1529-nucleotide messenger RNA. RefSeq names its product alpha-1,6-mannosyl-glycoprotein 2-beta-N-acetylglucosaminyltransferase (gene MGAT2). Gene Ontology annotation, biological process: protein N-linked glycosylation; oligosaccharide biosynthetic process. Gene Ontology annotation, molecular function: alpha-1,6-mannosylglycoprotein 2-beta-N-acetylglucosaminyltransferase activity. The record is from RefSeq and is a predicted model, not a curated record. The transcript has a single exon. Gene Ontology annotation, cellular component: Golgi membrane; Golgi stack. The coding region runs from base 60 to 1403 and encodes 447 amino acids. NCBI's taxonomy places the organism in Eukaryota, Metazoa, Chordata, Aves, Anseriformes, Anatidae.